CUAGAUGAUGUGCAUGCAACGGCCUCCUGUUUUGCUGUAAUUCAGCCCAAGCUCUUGCACCUCAUCAUUCAAGGCACUAAAACUCUCCAACUUUUGCACCAGCAAAAAGGGGGAGGGAAAAUGCAAGGGUCUUGCUGCAGCUCCUAGGACGCACUAAUCACUGCUUUGAUACAAGUGUAUCUAAAUGUCCCCAGCACCAGGGACUUGUGGGGCGCCACACAUCCCUCUCCACUUGCCGCGCAGCUCGCAGAGGUGGCGGUUGUGUGGAGACCUUGCCAAGCAGGCUCACGCCAUGCUGCGCACUCCCAAGUGCUCUAGGUGCCGGAACCACGGCUUUGUGGUACCGGUCAAGGGCCAUGCAGGCAACUGUCGCUGGAAGCAGUGCCACUGUGAGAAAUGCUGCCUGAUUACUGAGCGCCAGAAGAUCACGGCCAGGCAGAAGGUACUCAGGAGGCAGACGGCCGAGGAGGGACAGGAAGCGGCCCUGGAGGCGCAGGGGCCCCCGCCAGCUGCCGGCCGUGCCGGAACCACGGCUUUGUGGUACCGGUCAAGGGCCAUGCAGGCAGAAGGUACUCAGGAGGCAGACGGCCGAGGAGGGACAGGAAGCGGCCCUGGAGGCGCAGGGGCCCCCGCCAGCUGCCGGCCCCGACUCGGGCCCGAGGCUGCAUGCAAGCUGUACCCUGGCCGCCCGGAGCCGCUGAGACCUGUGCCCAGCCCGGUGUACGCUGACUUCGGGUGCCCUCUGAGCAUCAACUCGGACGCCGUGGUGGGGGCUGAGUACCUGGAGAGAGAUCCUUCCAAGAUGUACCUUGGCUACUCCACCAUGUACUCCUGCCACCAUCUUCCACUGGGCUUCCACGAUGCAUCCCCAGCCAUGCAGAAGGGCUUCCGGCAUGUGACCUGCACUGGCUACCAAAGAGGAGUUUUGGCGCCGGAACCCAUGGGAAACUUCCACCCAAACUACUACGCACCGUUGCUGCCACCGCCGCAGCUGCAGCAGCAGCCCCUGGUCCUCCCACCAGGCUUCCUCUCCGGACUGCAGCUUCUCCCGCCGCCGCCGCUGCCACCACCACCCCCAACUUUCUCACUGAACAUCCAGUCUGAGAGCUCGGACGACCAGGAUGUGGAGGUGCAGGGCGAGCCCCGCCCACCCUCAUCGCAGGAGCAGUCUGACUAAACCCGCCGCCCUGCAGGCCGAUGGUGGGUGUCAGGGAUGGCGGCAGCGAUUUUCUCAUCUUUGUUCAAUGUUGUGCGGGGAGGAGGGCUAUUGAGAGGCGUAAGGUGGGAGUUAACUCCCAUUUUGAGAUAGAAGGAAGGAGCGUGGUUUCUGAGGUCUCUGAUCCUGCGCCGUGGGGUUGGAAAGACCGUGGGGGAAGACAUGGCAAGAGGAGGCCAGGGCUCUGAGGAGUGGGGCUGGUGAAGCUCCCAUUAGGAAUGAAUUUAACCAUCCUGAGUGCUGUUCAGCACUCACUCAGGGGCAGCCUUUGACCUCCUCAGGUGCCACUCAGGACAGAAGGUACCAUUUACUUCAGCCUUCUGAGGCACCAGAGCUAUGGGUGCAGCAGCCAGGCCUGGGGCGUUGACAGCAGGUUCUGCAGCGUCCCGUCUUGUCCUGGCUGUGCCCCUCACCCCUUUGCUGGAAGACAUCCUAACCACUGAAGCCACUUCCCUCCCCUCUACCAAGUUGAAGCUACAAUAGGUCUCGUUUUUGGUUUAAAAAUCUGUUCAAGUUUCAUUAUUUGAUGUUUUUGUAUUUGAAAGCAUGGAUGCAGUUUUCUGAGAACAGAAUGGUGCAACUGAAUGGGGUGUGACAUGAGGGGUUUCUUUGGGGACAGUUGACUGUUAAAAUAAAAUAAGCAGCAGAAAUCCUGGUGGAAGUUGUGCUCUCUUUAAUCCUCAUGGGAGGCUGUGUCAGGCAAGAGCAUGGUUCUGGUUGGGAGAGCCUGGUACAGGCCUUAUUACACGGGCAAGUCCUAUUCCCCAUUCCCCUUUGACCAUUGUUAUCAAGUCAGGGCCAGGCCAGGCUAGAUUUCUCUAUUAUGGUUUUAAGAAGCGGAGGCUCUUUAAGGAAAUCUGAUACAGACAACACAAAAGGUAAAGGUUUCUUUUAGUUUCCCUUCU
Molecule: messenger RNA, 2121 nt
Organism: Fukomys damarensis (Damara mole-rat)
Lineage: Eukaryota; Metazoa; Chordata; Mammalia; Rodentia; Bathyergidae
Gene: Dmrtb1
Product: DMRT like family B with proline rich C-terminal 1
Exons: 5
Coding region: 185-1177 (330 amino acids)
Biological process (GO): germ cell development; sex differentiation; regulation of transcription by RNA polymerase II
Cellular component (GO): nucleus
Molecular function (GO): RNA polymerase II cis-regulatory region sequence-specific DNA binding; DNA-binding transcription factor activity, RNA polymerase II-specific
Source: RefSeq, a predicted model, not a curated record